GCAUAGCCGUCAGCUGGGCACCGAGGAAGCAGCAUCAUGGCGGCGUCCGCUCGCAGCGUGCAGUGUGCCAUACGGAGAGCGAUGAUCCCGUCGUUGGUGGUGGUUUUGGGAGCUACCGGCACCGGGAAGUCCAAGCUGGCGAUCGAGAUCGGAAAACGGCUUCAGGCAGAAAUAAUCAGCGCCGACUCCAUGCAGGUGUAUCAGGGCCUCGACAUCAUCACCAAUAAGGUGACAGCUGAGGAGCGUGCCCAGUGCAGACAUCACAUGAUCAGCUUUGUGGACCCGUUAGUUAGCAGCUACACGGUGAUGGACUUCAGGAACAAAGCCCUGGCUCUAAUAGAUGACAUGCACAGCAGAAGCAAACUGCCAGUCAUUGUAGGAGGAACAAACUACUACAUUGAGUCUCUGCUGUGGAGAGUCCUGCUGGAUACCGGGCAGGAAAACGAGGAGUCAGGGGACAGGGGAGAUGGGGUUUCAAACAGGAAGUUGGAGCUGGAGAAACUGGGAGGAGCUGAGUUACACAAACGGCUGGCAGAGGUGGACCCCAAAAUGGCUGCCAUGUUGCACCCCAACGACAAACGCAAGAUAGCCAGGAGUCUUCAAAUCCAUGAGGAGACAGGCAUCCCCCAUAGCCGCUGGCUGGAGGAGCAGAGGGGGCAGGAGGGAGGUGAUGGGCUUGGGGGGCCGCUGAGAUACCCAGACCCCUGCAUCCUCUGGCUGCAUGCUGACAUGGACGCUCUAGACAAGCGGUUGGAUGCUCGUGUAGAUGAGAUGUUGUCUACUGGACUGAUAGAGGAGCUCAGAGACUUCCAUGUCCGCUACAAUCAGCAGAAAGUCCAGGACGACAGUCAGGACUAUCAACAUGGGAUUUUCCAGUCGAUCGGUUUUAAGGAGUUCCAUGACUACCUGACUGCCCCUGAAAGCAGCACCCAGCAGGAGAAAGACACACUACGAGACAAAGGCAUAGAAGCUUUGAAGAUUGCUACGAGGCGUUACGCCCGCAAACAGAAUAAGUGGGUCCGUAACCGCUUCCUUAAACGACCGGGAGACAACGUGCCAGUGGUGUAUGGCCUGGAUGUGACUGAUGUGUCGAGGUGGGAGGAGAACGUGCUGAACCCUGCACUUCAGAUACUGGACAGUCUCAGCAAGGGUGAGGAGCCAGCUAUUGCACCAAUCAGAGUACAGGGGUCGGAGCAGAGAAACAAACGGAGCCACCAUUCAUGUGAUCUGUGUGACAAAGUGAUCAUAGGUGACCUGGAGUGGACAGCUCACCUGAAGUCCAAAAAGCAUCACUAUCAUGUGAGGAAGAAGAGGAAGUCUGAACCAGUCUGUGACCAGUCCCAGGUCACCACUGCACCUCCUCCCUCUGCUGCAGAGAUCGCGGAGAGCCUUUCAAAGGACUCUGGUGCUACUGUUGCCUCAGGCUGCAGUGAAACCUCUCAGGAGUCUUCUCAAGACACCAGGAGGACACAUGAGGAAGUACCUGUGGCUUUUUAGGAGUUGUGCAGACUCUGGACUAAAUACUGUACAUCUCUACCUACCACUGCUCUGCACUAACAGCUGGAUUUUUCCUUAUGGUGCUUAUAGUGCUACUUUCAUGCUUCCCAUAGAUUCAAAAUGUCUCUUUGACAAAUCAGAAAAUUGAGCAGCAGCAAAGUAUUUCAGCAAAGUAUUUCUUUUUGAAUGGGAUGAGGGACCUGUCAAAGACAAAGAAGAUAGGUAUUUUUGUAGUUGAGAUGAUGGUCAACAUUGUGGACUCAAAAAGAUCAAUUGUGUGUGAUCAAUGUUUUAUGGCGCGUGCAGCCAAAGAACUAUAAUUUUUAAGGAAUCGUUUUUUGGGCCAGUGCCUGAAAAUCUAUUUUAAGCUGAAAGAGUUUUUUUUUCUGUUUUUGCAGAACGUGCCUUAAACGAUUUGGCGAUCUUUCAUACUGCUGCAGGACUUCAGGAUCAAAGUUUCUUUGCCCUGUCUUUGUCUUAGCCACCAUGCACUUUUAACUUCAUCCAUUUUGUUUGAGAUAUGUUCAAUAAACCAAAGGCUUGUGUCUCAGCCAGUUUAGGGUGAUGUGCUUUGAAUCACUUAAGUUAAAAAGGAAAAUUGGACUUGGAGUUUUCACACGACAUCAGCGGCAGAUUAUCCUAGUGAGACCUCAUUGGCAUGCUUACAUAGCACAAAGUUUGGUGCGCUGGUUGCCUGCUGCCACCUUGUUUUACUGUCAUUAAAUAUGUUUUUCUAGAU
This is a messenger RNA of Micropterus salmoides (largemouth bass), 2236 nucleotides long. RefSeq names its product tRNA isopentenyltransferase 1 (gene trit1). The record is from RefSeq and is a predicted model, not a curated record. The transcript is spliced from 11 exons. Gene Ontology annotation, cellular component: mitochondrion. Gene Ontology annotation, molecular function: tRNA dimethylallyltransferase activity; ATP binding. Gene Ontology annotation, biological process: tRNA modification. Bases 37 to 1497 code for a protein of 486 amino acids. NCBI's taxonomy places the organism in Eukaryota, Metazoa, Chordata, Actinopteri, Centrarchiformes, Centrarchidae.